AUGUUACCUCUCCUAUCCGAAAGUCAUGUUUUCGAGCUGAACCCCUCGGCCGCGCCUUCCCCCUUUGACGUUGUUCUGCCUCCCGCCUGCCGGAACCGUCUCUUCCGAGUCAACCGUUCAACGCGUCUAUGUGGGUGCCCCUCUCGCUUCUACCCAUUCUCCUUUUUCGCGGGGCACGCGACAGACGCAAGACCCAAGCAAACAUCCUUCCACCGCGCAAUUUCUUCCCCUCCUCAUCAGCUCGUCGUCGCGGAUCCUAUCCAUACAUUUCUCUCCCCGCAUCAUCUUCGGACUAUUGUUUUGGCCACCAAGAGGUAGUAGGUAAGACAAGGUAACUAGGUAGGUACUUGCCUACCUAGGUAGGUACCUACCUAGCUUUCUUUUUUCCUCUUUUUCUUUUCUGUCUGCUUCCCCCUCAUUGCACCUCAAUCAGAAGAAUAUACAUCGGUAUUUAUCGGAGCCAUGAGAAUUCUCUAUACCUCUUCCACUCCUUCAACGAGGGGGUUCAAAGGCCCAACAGUGUGCGCGUCCAACCGCC
Molecule: messenger RNA, 538 nt
Organism: Pyricularia grisea
Lineage: Eukaryota; Fungi; Ascomycota; Sordariomycetes; Magnaporthales; Pyriculariaceae
Exons: 2
Coding region: 1-318 (105 amino acids)
Source: RefSeq, a predicted model, not a curated record